UUCAAACUCACCCAUCCCCCGCUCUCUCUCCCCCUUCUCCCGUUCCCGACUUCCCUCCCGGGACCGGAAAGGCACCGAGAGGGACCACCAUUGUAUAGCCGAUCCCUCUAAGGCAAUUCCAAUUCAAACCCCAAGAAAACAGAAAAAAAAUUAGAGAAAACUAGGCCAUGAUUCGCCGCAAAAUGGAGUUACUCCUCCCGGCCGUCUUGCUCAUCGCCUUGGCCUCGUCGGCCAGCGGAGACUCCUCGGUGCAGUUCACGCCGGCCGAUAACAUCCUCAUCGACUGCGGCGCCACCUCCCAGGUCACCAUGCCCGACGGCCGCACCUUCAAGUCCGACUCCCAGGCCAAUUCACACCUCUCGGCCAAGGACGAGAUCCGGGUGUCGGUCGCCAACGCCACCACCGACGUCCCCUCGCCGCUCUACCUCUCCGCCCGGGUCUUCCGCCAGGAAGCCACCUACAGCUUCCGUCUCAACCGCCCUGGCUGGCAUUGGAUCCGCCUCCAUUUCUACCCCAUUAACAACCCCGACUUCGACCUCACCAAGGCCUCCUUCGGCGUCCAGACCGAUGAAAAUGUCCUCCUCCACAGCUUCUACGUCGACAACCCGAAUCAGUGGGUCCUCAAGGAGUUCCUCAUCAAUGCCACCAAGGAUGAUCAGCUCAAGCUAAAAUUCCAGCCGCUCACCGACAAGGUCGCCUUCAUCAACGCCAUCGAAGUCGUCUCCGCUCCCGACAUCCUCAUCUCCGACACCGGCUCCACGCUCGUCCCUGUCGGCGAGACUGACGGCCUCUCGACCAAUGCCUACGAGACUGUCCACCGCCUCAACGUCGGCGGACCUGAGCUCACCUCCGCCAAUGACACCCUCGGCCGCCGGUGGGAGCCGGACUCCGGGUACCUGCAGUCGAAUGCCACCGCCGCCAGUGUAUCGGUGUCCCCUAGCAUCGUCAAGUUCCCUGAUGGAACUUCGCCGUUGAUCGCCCCCAGCUUGGUCUACGCCACCGCCGCCAAGAUGGCGGAUGCGAAAACCGGGAGGCAGAACUUCAACGUCUCAUGGCGUCUCAACGUCGACCCGGAUUUUAGCCACCUCGUGCGGCUUCACUUCUGCGACAUCGUGAGCAAAACGCUCAACGAUCUCUACUUCAACGUGUACAUCAAUGGGAAGAUGGCCAUUUCUGGGCUCGACCUGUCUACCCUCACCGGUGACCUUGCUGCGGCAUACUAUAAAGAUUUCGUCAUCAAUUCCGGCGCCGACCAGGUCAACUUGCAAAUUGGUCCGUUCAAUCAGGACACCGGCAGUAUUGAUGCAUUGCUGAACGGCGUGGAGGUUUUGAAGAUGAACAAUUCGGUGGGGAGCUUGGAUGGCGUGUUCGGAGUAGACGGCAAGAAGGCCGACGAUAACACAAGCCGCAAGGCGGUCGCCGCCGUUGGAUUUGCCAUGAUGUUCGGUGCCUUUGCAGGGCUCGGCGCCAUGGUGGUCAAGUGGUACAAGAGGCCGCAGGACUGGGAGAGGAGGAACAGCUUCUCUUCAUGGCUCCUCCCUAUCCACACAAGCCAUUCAAGCUUCAUGACUAGCAAGGGAUCCGGCUUCGGCUCCCACAAGAGCGGCUUCACCUUCUCCUCCACCAUGGGUCUCGGCCGGUACAUGUCCUUAGCCGAGCUGCAGGCGGCAACAAAGAACUUCGACCCGAACACCAUCAUCGGCGUCGGCGGCUUUGGGAAUGUCUACCUUGGCGACCUUGACGACGGGACGAAGGUGGCCGUCAAGCGAGCGAACGCAGAAUCCGAGCAGGGGAUCACCGAAUUCCAGACGGAGAUCCAAAUUCUGUCGAAGCUCCGCCACCGCCACCUGGUGUCGCUGAUCGGAUACUGCGACGAGAACAAUGAAAUGAUCCUGGUGUACGAGUACAUGAAGCAUGGGCCUUUCAGGGAUCACAUUUACGGGAAGGACCUGCCACAUCUGUCAUGGAAGCAGCGGCUCGAGAUUUGCAUUGGGGCGGCGCGGGGGUUGCACUACCUCCACACCGGCACGGCGCAGGGCAUCAUCCACCGCGACGUCAAGACCACCAACAUUCUCCUCGACGAGAACUUCAUCGCCAAGGUCUCCGAUUUCGGGCUCUCCAAGGAUGCGCCGGGGAUGAACCAGACGCAUGUCAGCACGGCGGUGAAGGGCAGCUUCGGCUACCUCGACCCCGAGUACUUCCGGUGCCAGCAACUCACGGAGAAGUCCGAUGUGUACUCCUUCGGUGUCGUGCUGCUCGAGGCUCUCUGCGCACGGCCGGCCAUCAACCCGGCACUCCCCAGGGAGCAGGUGAACCUCGCCGAGUGGGCGAUGCAGUGGAAGAGGAAGGGACUGAUCGAGAAGAUCAUCGACCCCAACCUCGCGGGCACCAUCAACAAGGACUCGCUCAACAAGUUCGUCGAGGCCGCCGAGAAAUGCUUGGCCGAGCACGGUGUUGACCGGCCGUCCAUGGGCGAUGUGCUGUGGAACCUCGAGUACGCACUCCAGCUACAGGAUGCGAACCCGCCGACGCCGCCUGCUCCUAAGAAAGGCGACGGCAGUGUGUCCGCCAGAUCUUCCUCUUCUUCUUCUUCAUCGGAGGGCGACUCCCCUCAGGCGCUGGCCGAGGAGGCGGCCGAGGUCCAUGCCAUCAGCCAUGAUGCAGUGGAGAAUUCGAGCACAGCCGUGACGAAUGAGUUGUUCGCUCAGCUUGCAGCGAUGAAAGGGAGGUGAUGAAGCCCGGUAGCAUGAAUAACUAACAGUAUCUUCGUUAACCACAAGUGAUAAUGUGAGGGGUUGUGGGGGUUGUGACUGGAUAGGGGGUUCAAUUCUCUCUUGUGAUUGCCUAGCUCUCCUCAUGUACAAAUGGGAGUUGUGUGGUAUUAUGAAAGGUCGUUUGGUUCGGUUCGGUUCUGUUGGUGUUCUGAUAUUUAAUAUAAUACAAAAUUUAUUAUAUGUGAGAGCUAGGGAGAGUCUGUUGAGAUUGAGAACAGUUUUAAGGUACAUAAGCAAACAGGGGGAAAGGCCAUUUUUUGGGUGACCAAUUUACCUGGUGAAAAAUAAAGGAGAGAGUCAUUUU
Messenger RNA from Elaeis guineensis (African oil palm), 3078 nucleotides. Its product is annotated as probable receptor-like protein kinase At4g39110. Gene Ontology annotation, molecular function: transmembrane receptor protein tyrosine kinase activity; ATP binding. The record is from RefSeq and is a predicted model, not a curated record. Lineage: Eukaryota; Viridiplantae; Streptophyta; Magnoliopsida; Arecales; Arecaceae. Gene Ontology annotation, biological process: protein autophosphorylation. Gene Ontology annotation, cellular component: plasma membrane; plasmodesma.